Salvelinus namaycush (lake trout) is the source of this 516-nucleotide messenger RNA. Its product is annotated as claudin-4-like. NCBI's taxonomy places the organism in Eukaryota, Metazoa, Chordata, Actinopteri, Salmoniformes, Salmonidae. Bases 1 to 516 code for a protein of 171 amino acids. Gene Ontology annotation, cellular component: bicellular tight junction; plasma membrane. Gene Ontology annotation, molecular function: structural molecule activity. The transcript has a single exon. The record is from RefSeq and is a predicted model, not a curated record. Gene Ontology annotation, biological process: bicellular tight junction assembly; cell adhesion.
AUGGAUAUUAUGGAUAUCGUUGAAAUGGUGGAGAUCGUGGGCAUCGCCCUGGGAGUCAUAGGAUUAAUACUGACCAUUGUGAUCUGUGCUCUCCCCACCUGGAUAGAGACAACCUUCUUAGCAGCUAACUUUACCAACACAGAGAUGGUCUUGUACGGCCUGUGGAUGAGCUGUGUGACACAAAGCACGGGACAGACACAAUUUAAGGUGUACACCUCCAUGGGAUAUUGGGAAUACGUUCUGCAGCCUGCCAGAGCCAUGAUUCUCACUACCAUCAUCCUGGGGGUUCUGGGGGAUCUGUGGGUCAUGGUCUCCAUGGUCGGAGCCAAGGGCACCAACUGCAUCAAAGACAAAACAUCUCAGGCCAAGUUGAUCAUUAUCGCUGCAAUACUUUUCAUCCUGGACGGAAUUCUCAUCCUCAUCCCUGUUUCCUUGGUAGCCAGAUCAAUUAUCAGCGACUCCUCCACGCAGAUCGAAGGGAAGCCUGAGCUGGGGGACUCACUGUACACCUCCUGA